Phalacrocorax carbo (great cormorant) is the source of this 1399-nucleotide messenger RNA. The record is from RefSeq and is a predicted model, not a curated record. NCBI's taxonomy places the organism in Eukaryota, Metazoa, Chordata, Aves, Suliformes, Phalacrocoracidae.
CGGCGCUCGGGGCGGCGGGGCCCGGCCAUGACCCUGCGGCGGCUGCGGCGGCUCCGGCCGAAGGAGGAGGAUGCGGCGGCGGCGGCGGCGGCCCCGGAGCGCCCCGGCCCCGCCGACGUGUACCGGGCGCUGGCGGCCGCCGGCGGUACCCUGCCCCGGGUGCGGAAGGGCGCGGGGUUCAGGUGGGCAUCCCCGAGCCAGUCCCCGGAGGAGCACAGGAGGGUGGUGACGCUGGAGAAGAAGGCAGAAGAGACCUUCGGCUUCGAGAUCCAGACCUAUGGGCUGCACCACCAGGACAGGAACAGCGUGGAGAUGUUCACCUUCGUGUGCCGGGUGCAUGGUGGGAGCCCGGCCGAGGCGGCGGGACUUAAGGCCGGGGACACUAUCACAGGGGUGAACGGGUUGAACGUGGAGGGUGUCCGGCACCGUGAGAUCGUGGAGAUCAUCAAGAACUCGGGAAACAUGCUCCGCCUUGAUACCCUCUAUGGGACGUCCAUCCGGAGGGCUGAGCUGGAGGCCCGGCUGCAGUACCUGAAGCAAACACUCUAUGAGAAGUGGGGGGAGUACCGCUCGCUGAUGGUGCAGGAGCAGCGGCUGGUGCGCGGUGUGGUGGCCAAGGACCCCAGCAUCUACGACACACUGGAGUCGAUCCGCUGGUGCCUGCAGGGUGAGGGGGGGCUGCCUGGAGGCUCCCCCCAGGCCAGCGCCUGCGGCAGCGACGACUCCCUCUACCAGACCUGCCUCUUCGCCUCCACUGACUCGCUGGAUGGGGACAAGGAUGGGAACAAAGAUGGGGACAGUGGGGGUCCCGCGCCCCCUCCGCCGCGACCCCGGACAGCCCUGGCCCGCAGCGCCAGCCUCAAGUGCAGCGGGGGGCCGGGGGCUGCAGGGCGGCUGUGGGCCCGGGCCGGGGACCCCGGGGAGGGGGCGGCCGCCCCCCGCAAGGGCCGGCACAGCAGCUUCCGCCGGCGGCUUCUCAAGUUCAUCCCAGGACUGAACCGGGCGCUAGAGGAGGAGGAGAGCCACCUCUAGCCAGGGGCACCACCGCCCCCCCCCACGCCUAUUUAUUUAUUUAUUGCAAUGGGCUGCGCACCCCCAACGCACAGCUCCCUGGGGGCCACUGGAAGGAGCUCGGGGCCAGCCCUGGGGGUCCCAGCUUGGCCCCUCCAGGCUGUGGGGGUCGCAGCACCGAAGGACAGACAUGGGGACCCUCCCCAAGGUGGCUUGUGAAGCCCCUACUCAUCUCAGGAAUAGGUGCCCUCCUCGCUGGGGGGCACAGGGAGGGGUCCCUGCAUCCCCCCUGGCUCGGGGUGCCACGGGGGUCCUGCCUUCCACUGCCCAGGGGGCUUUUGUACUGUGCCGGCGUGCUCAGUGCUCGCCAAUACAGAGACUUUUUGCA